GGUGGAGGUCAUUUUUGCAGACCGAAAGUGACAACAUGUCCACUCCACUUGACAAGAAACAAGUUCCUUUUGAUGAUAGUAGCGGCAAGAGGGAUCAUCUACCAGCAUUGCAUCCCAAAUGGCUUGAGAAGAUGGUGUUUGUUGCUUACACUCUGCCCCCAACCGACAUAACAGACAGGGGUCAGUAUGAACAAUGGCUGGAGAGAUUAAAGUUCAUAGCUGAGGAUCUUCACUGGCUGCUUCAGCUUCCACACGACAAGUUCUGGUGUCAGGCUGUGUUUAAUGAGAGUUUGCUGACAUUGUUGGACACAUAUCUCCGUUUCUCUCCAAGGUCGUAUGAUGUAAUCUACGAUCUUCCAAACGAUGGGAGGGAGCGCCACCUAGAAGUACAUCGUCUAGUCUUCAUGACCUGUGUUAGAAUGGCCACUCACAAGGAAUCAAAGGAUGACCAUAUCACUCCAAAUGUGUUUGGUGAUAUCCUGUACGAGAACUUCAUCUUCGAUGUGCCAAAGCUGCUUGACUUGUGUGUUCUGUACGGCAAUGGGAAUGGAGCUCUUCUGACAAAAAUGAUCACAAAUAUCUUCACACAGCAGCCGAAGUAUGCUGAUGACUUGAGGGCAACCAUCCCCACUAUCAUACAGGUGCUGGAGAACACUCAGGACAUGUGCGGUGUCACAUCCUCCUUUGCACCCGAAAAAUUGGCAAAGGCCCGCAGUAAGGAUCCACGCCUCUUCACCAUGACGAUUAAGGAGUUCCAAGAUGUGAUAUUCUACCUGGCGGACACGGCCAUCACGAUAUCCAACUUCCUUGACGUGUAUCCUCCAGCUGCUCACAUCUUCCAUGAGUUCAAGUUUGAACAGAGAUUAGCAUCUUUUUAUGAAGGGAUUGUUCCCGAGAUACAAGCUGCUCUGAAAGUGCGAGAAUUUGAGACGAUGAGCCACAAGAGGUUGCUGAAGCAGAAACUGCAUCAGUCCAGGAAGUCGUUACAGAAGAUAUUCCACACCAUCCUAGGGCACACCUGUAUCGAGCCAGUGCUGGAGAAGGGGGGAGAAGAGGUGGCAGAAAACAUAGAAGACUUCCUUCACACCAUGUCUGCUGUGUUGGGAGAACGCAGGUUCCUGGCUGACUACGAGAGCAGGUACAGCUUCCAGGAAUAUGCUGAUAUUAUGUGUCAGACAUCUUGUGACAUUGAUGAAACCCAGGUGCAAUACAUCCACGAUGCUAUCAACAGCGCAUUCGCUACGUUUGGCAAGAGGAAGAAACCAAAGGGAGCCAUGUCUGCCGGCGGAAGGACCAGUCCUGACGGCUCCCCAGGGCCACUAGAGGAGGGAGCAAUGGGCGGGGCAGGUGCUUUAGGGGGCGGAGCUGGUGCAAUGGGGGGGGGCUGUGCAAUGGGGGGCGGGGCUGGUGCACUAGGGGCCGGAGCUAUGGGUGAGGCUGAUGGAGAGUCAAUGGAUGACUACUCUGGCCAGGGCUAUCGUGGAGAUGUCUAUCAGACAGAGGAUUAUGAUGUUCAGGGAGCAUGUGCACCGCGUCCAUCCAUCAUUGAGAUAGACUCGCUUAUCUCAUCUGUGAAGGAUCUGCUGCCGGAACUUGGAGAGGGCUUUAUUGAGGUCUUGUUGGAGGAGUUCGGCUACAACCUGGAACAGGCCAUCAAUGCUGUGCUGACAGAUAAACUCCCACCCUCCCUCCUUGAUAUGGACAAGUUCAUGGAAAGAGAAACCUUUGAGGAUGUAUCAUCGAGUCUGGUGGACCAGAGAGCCAAUGUUUUUGACAAUGACCAGUUUGACAUCUUCCGCAAAGAAAAUGUGGACAUGAACAGGAUACACCAAGGAAAGAGAGCUGAUGAUACCUCCCUUGAUGACAAGUCAACUGUGAAACAGCUGAAGGCAACGUACGAUGCCUACGGGUCACGUGACCAGGCCAGCAUGUAUGACAACCUGCCAGACUAUGAGUAUGAUGACGAGUAUGAUGACACGUAUGACACCAACAACAUUGGUGCCCAGGAUGAAGACUCUGCUGAAGAGCUCACUGCCAGAAGGCCAUUUGUUGUUCCACGGGCACUGCAGACAGCCCGAGGACCUAAACGGGAAGAGGUUGAAUCUGAGGAGUCCGAUGAUGAGAAACCAGCCCGGGAUGAGUUUGUUCAAGACCCAGCCAAAAUUCACGAGAUUGCAGAACAGAAACGAAGUGGCACUCAUCGAGGCAGUGGCAUCCGACAGCAGCACGAUGUGGUUGGCAAACAGAAGGGUCAUGGUCAAGAGAAAGAUGUGAUAAAAAACCGAAAGUUCAAGGAAAAGAAUAAGGCAGCCCGCGGGAAUCACAACAGACGAGCCGGGGCUGACAGGAAGAGAGGAAGGGGAAUGAUGGCCAUUUGAGGUGCAUGAUGGGAA
This is a messenger RNA of Haliotis rubra (blacklip abalone), 2393 nucleotides long. RefSeq names its product activating signal cointegrator 1 complex subunit 2-like. Gene Ontology annotation, molecular function: ubiquitin binding. The record is from RefSeq and is a predicted model, not a curated record. Gene Ontology annotation, biological process: regulation of DNA-templated transcription. NCBI's taxonomy places the organism in Eukaryota, Metazoa, Mollusca, Gastropoda, Lepetellida, Haliotidae.